Rotaria sp. Silwood2 is the source of this 1557-nucleotide messenger RNA. The record is from the annotation of a GenBank genome assembly. NCBI's taxonomy places the organism in Eukaryota, Metazoa, Rotifera, Eurotatoria, Philodinida, Philodinidae.
AUGUUUAUUCAAGUUUAUAUCAUGCCUCUGCCAGCUAACUUAGCUGAUGAAUCACAAUGUACAAUUAAGAUUAAUCAACAAGCAAAUAAUAAUAUAGGACAUAUUAAUCAAAUUUAUUUUAAAAGAAGAUCUAUUAAUGCAACACUCGUAUUUCAACAAUUAGAUUUAUUCAAAGAGAAUUUUAAUCUUACUUUCAGUUUUGAUAAUUCUCUCGAAGAUAGUAUUAAGAAAGCUGAUUAUACUAUAAACCGUUUUCUAAGUUAUUUUACAACUAUCCCAUCUAUUAAAUGGACAGUUAUUGAUUCAGAAGAUUUAAUUAAAACGAAUUUAAUCGAUUGUGAAAGAAUCUUGAUAGGUUUUAUUUCAUUAUUAGGACUUAAUACUUCGUCAUUAGAACUAAAAAAUAUAAUUGAAUAUGACUCUCAUCAAUUUAUUGAAGAUUCGACUUGGUGGGAUCAAUCGAAUAUAGCUGAAAGUAUUCUAACCAUGUCAAUACCAUCUCGGUCAUCAAAUUUUACAUAUUCUAAUGAUUUUUAUUAUUUACAUGGUGAUCGUUCAUUUGCACAAUAUUUAUAUGAGAAUCGUCAAUGUUAUAACGAAGGUAUAUUUGCUCAAAUGCAGUCUGAAACCAUUACAAAUCGUACUUCAACUGAUGAACCAAAUCGAUGUUUAUCAAAAUCAUUUGACUGUGCUUUUAGUGAUUUAUAUUCAUUUAAUGAUCGAGAGCAACUAUAUCAACAAUCAAAUCAAAAACCACUCAAAUGUGCUUUUAACAUUCCAUCUGUAUUUGAUAAAGUUAGAAAUCGAUAUAGUCGUAAUCAUACAUGUCAAACUAUAAUUUUUACAUGUAUUACAAACUGCUAUGAUCCUCUACCUGAAGUACAAGGUGUCAUCCUACCAUCAUUUUGUUUUGUUGCUUUGCUUGACACAAGAACAAUGAAUACUUAUAAAAAACUUUAUUCAAUGGAUUUUAAUUUCAAAUGGGAUUUCAUUGAUUUAGGUGUUGAUGCUACACCAUUUAGUGUUGCUGCAAAAUCAACAGAAACAUUAAAGAUUGUUGGACAACGAAUGUUUCCAUUAGCGAAAUGGAUUAUUUGGAUGGAUGGUAAAGGACAUAUUAAUGAUAUUAGCAGUUUAUUAAAACAAGCAAGAGCUCCAGUGAUUGGUGCCUCUCAUCCUGAUCCAACACGAACUUCAGCAUCUGAAGUGGAACCUACCAUUAGUCAUAUACGUGGGCGAGAAACGGCAUUCUCUCAAAGGCUCAAUAAUUCUAUAAUGGACAUUAAACUUCAAGAAAAAGAAUAUCAACGUGAUGGAUUUUAUUCUCGUUCAGACAAACUUCAAUUAAAAAUGUAUGAUAUUGCAAUAUUUUUAUAUAGAAAUGGUCAUCCGUGUAUUUUUCGUUUCUUAUGUGGAUGGCAUAAUGAAGUAAAUUAUUUUUCAUAUCGAGGACAAUUAUCAGUUUAUUAUCCAGCUGUUCGAUUGAAUUUAACUGAUUAUCUACAUUUCUUACCAAAACAGUUUUAUCAUACUGUUGGCCAUCGUUCAGUUUGUUAG